AUGGCCGCGUUUCUACAAUGGAAAGGAGACUGGUCGCGAUUUGAGGGGAUAGACGUCAGUGAUCCUCAUAAGUACUCAGAGGCUAUCCUGAAAAGUCCGCAUCUAGAGGCUAUCCGGGAAGACUGGAGAAAGAAACUCGAUGCCCCAUUCUACGGCGUCACAAACGAUGGGAAAAGGAGAGAAGGCCUGUAUCAAAUUCGAGAUGAAGGCGCGCCAACGAAACAGAUGGUUGACGCGGCUCGUAGAGUGCUAGACUCGCUCAGUCCGUCCGAAAAAGCAGAUACAGUCUACGACGUGGAUUCGGAUACAUGCAGAAGAUGGAGUAAUCCAGAGUUUGUGUUGCAUCAAUGCGGUAUACGCCUCGAGGACCUCGAGACAACGAAAACAGAGGCCAUCAUAGGUCUCUUGGAGCAAUCUCUAAGCCCUAGUGGCUUUGCCAAGGUCCGAGGAGCAAUGAAAAUAAUGCUUGCAUUCAGUUUCACGUUAUUCGGUGAGCCCUCAGAAACAGAGCCCUGGGGUUACAUGUUGUUUGGCCAUCAUCUAUGCUUGAACGUUUUCGUCGCUCGCCAGCAAAUGGUGAUAGGACCAGUCUUUAUCGGCGCUGAGCCAAACAUCAUUGACGAAGGCCUCGACAAGGGCCUCACGCUGUGCGCCAACGAGGGCCAGCUGGGCCUACAGCUGAUGCAGUCUUUACCUCCGAUGCUGCAACAGAAAGCUCAAAUAUACCCUACGAUGAAAGAUCCUGCAAUGCCAGAAGGUCGAUGGAACCCAGCUGACCAGAGACACAUGGCUGGAGCCUUCCAAGACAAUCGCGUGAUUCCUUACGAAGGUGUCGUUGUCACCGACAUGUCCGAAGAGCAGCAAAUACUCAUCAUGGCUAUUGUGCAUGAGUUCUUGGCCCUAUGGCCUGCUGAGCCACUCCGUUACCGUUUGAAGCAGAUACUCAAGCACCUCACCGAAACGCAUUUUUGUUGGAUUGGCGGGUUCGGAGAAGAUGACCCUUUCUAUUACCGUAUUCAGAGUCCGGUGGCACUCUUUGAGUUUGACCACCACUCGGGGGUCUUCCUGACCAACAAAGAGCCCGCCAAGUAUCACAUCCACACGAUCCAGAGACUUCCGAAUGGCAAUGACUACGGGAGGGCACUGCGGGAACUGAUCCGACCUCGAUAG
This is a messenger RNA of Colletotrichum costaricense, 1170 nucleotides long. RefSeq lists its product as uncharacterized. The record is from RefSeq and is a predicted model, not a curated record. The transcript has 7 exons. NCBI's taxonomy places the organism in Eukaryota, Fungi, Ascomycota, Sordariomycetes, Glomerellales, Glomerellaceae. Bases 1 to 1170 code for a protein of 389 amino acids.